GGAGGAAAUUUAAUGAAGACUUGGUGCUAAAAUCCUCCAUCACAUCAUCUGAAACCCUGAAGUCUUCUUCUGUGGUGUCUUUGCUGGUAGCUAAGAGCAGAAAAGCUUGGUGAUGUGUGGACACCUCCUCCUGCUGAUGUCCUGCAGACGAUAACGGACAGAAACUAACUCCUGGGUCUGAGGACAACAGAUAAAAUGGGAACUGAAACUAGGAGACUCUUUUUUCCUUCCAGCUGGGUCAUGUGACUCAUCGUGGAGGAUGAUCAGUCAGCCUUGAGCAGUGGGCAGGAGGUUUAAGGAGAGCCAAAGGAUCAUGGGAGAUGGAGGACCGCUGCAGACUGAGGGGAACGCCCUCCUCAAAGCUGUCUUCCAGGGGAAGCUGAGGCUAACCCGCCUGCUGCUAGAGGGUGGAGCCUACAUCAAUGAGGGCAAUGAGCGUGGAGAGACGCCCAUCUCCGCCGCCUGCUUAGCGAGCUACGAUGAGCCGCAGACCCGGCAGAGGAUGGUUCGGUACCUGCUGGAGAAAGGAGCAGACCCCAACAUCCCUGAUAAAACUGGGCGCACGGCAUUGAUGCACGCCUGUGCUGAGCAGGCCGGGAAGGAGGUGGUGACCUUGCUGCUGGAGAACGGAGCGGAUCCCAGCCUCAAAGACUACUCCGGUUCCUCUGCCCUCAUCCAUGCCAUCAACCAGGGAGACCGGGACACCCUGCAGGUGCUCCUAGAUGCCUGCAAGGCCAAAGGCAAAGAGGUGAUCAUUAUCACCACUGACACAUCUCCAUCAGGCACCAAGAAGACCAAACAGUACCUCAACUCGCCUCCCUCCCCAGGUAUUGUGGACAAACUUUCUCCAGCCUGCAUGUCACCGUCUGAGGUGGAAAUUGGCACCGCCUCACCUGCAGGAGACCAGAGCCAAAAUGAGGGGAUCUUUAGCUUCGCCCUCACUUCAGCAUUACCUUUACCAUCAGCACAACCUUCAGGUGAGAAGAGACUGCCACCCCGCAAGCUGCUGAAGCGGUUGAAUUCAGAGCCCUGGGGCCUGGUAGCACCAUCUGUGCUGAGCGGGGUUCCUCAGGACCGGCUGGAUCAAGGUCUGGAGGAGGAUGGCAGCUUUGACUUAAGCAGGGCGAUCACUGAGAUGAAUGGUCUGUCCAUUGCAGCUUCGGCCAGACCUCUGUUAUCACGGCGACACAGCAUCGAGACCCACGACCCCUGUUCCCCAAAACCCAUCGACCGAUCCUGCUCUGCAGACUGUACAGCAUUGUCAGCUCCAUCCUGGGCCGACAAGGUCCAGCAGCACCAAAUCCUGUACAGAAGAAACACAGCUCCAGAACCGCAGGAGAACACUGCAGGGCCCGCAGUGGGUCGGGUCAUGGCUCACCCCAAACUGACUCGGAUGGAGCACUAUGAGUCAGACUCCCACCUCUGCCCUGAAUCCAUCCCAGGAUCACCAGAUUCUGGACGAGUGUCUGUGGAGCGGAGGAGGUACAAUGCCUCCCCCUUGUCCCUGGUAACCUGUUCCUCCAGAGAGUCUUUAGAAAAUAUCCCUAACUCUGUGUCCCCCAUCACCAUGCGCCGGCGGCCCUCAGGUCUCCUGGAGCGCCGGGGCUCUGGGACCCUCCUGUCGGACCACAUAUCUCACACCAGACCAGGCUUCCUGCCCCCACUCAACAUCAACCCCCAAAGACCAAUCCCGGAUAUCCGCGCCAAUGGCAAGCCCACCUCUCCCAUCCACUCAGGACUCAAGAUCCUGGUCCCAGUGGCCCCAGCCUCGCCCAAACGGGGUCCUGACUUUAAGAUGAAGAAAAAGCUGAUGAGGAGACACUCGAUGCAGACGGAGCAAAUGAAGCAGCUCUCGACCUUCCAGGAGAUCCUGGCUGAGAAGGUUGUUGAGUCCAACGGGGACUGAUGACCAGUGGGAGCUGAGCAUGAUGGGAAGAUUUAAAACCAGGUUCUGGUCUCUCAGGAGAUCUGCACCAAAGAGGAAUUUAUUAAACCCCCAAUUCAACCCAGAUCUGAUUGUCCAGGAGGUUCUGUUGGAGAAGUUUAAGUCAAACCAACACCAUAUCCAACAAGAACAAGUUCAACAUUCAAGGUCAUCAAUGUCCUCUCGAC
Molecule: messenger RNA, 2112 nt
Organism: Melanotaenia boesemani (Boeseman's rainbowfish)
Lineage: Eukaryota; Metazoa; Chordata; Actinopteri; Atheriniformes; Melanotaeniidae
Product: ankyrin repeat domain-containing protein 34A
Exons: 2
Coding region: 314-1906 (530 amino acids)
Molecular function (GO): protein binding
Source: RefSeq, a predicted model, not a curated record